Molecule: messenger RNA, 1713 nt
Organism: Fonsecaea multimorphosa CBS 102226
Lineage: Eukaryota; Fungi; Ascomycota; Eurotiomycetes; Chaetothyriales; Herpotrichiellaceae
Exons: 3
Coding region: 1-1713 (570 amino acids)
Biological process (GO): regulation of gene expression
Cellular component (GO): nucleus
Molecular function (GO): protein binding
Source: RefSeq, a predicted model, not a curated record
AUGACCGAUCUCGCACCCCAUCUCGAGCGCCUUGGCCUUGAGCAGUACCUCGACGCUUUCAUCGGCGAAGGAUUCGACACCUGGGAGACUUUGACAGAUAUUCAAGAGAGUGACUUCGACGCUCUUAAUGUCAAACUCGGGCAUCGCAGGAAGCUUCAGCGGGCAAUCGCUGAAUAUCGAGGGGUCUCGUACGAACGCCUUUUUGGCUCUCCUGCCCAGGAAGGACCCUCAGAAAGUAGCAGAGGGUUUGACGCUGGCGCGGGUCCUUCACUGGGUCCUGAACGGCCGUCUGUCCCUCCUCCUGAGACAAAGCGAAAGUACAGGCGUCAUCCUAAAUCGGACGAGAAUGCCCCCGAACGUCCUCCUUCUGCCUAUGUGAUCUUUUCGAACAAAGUGAGGGAGGAGGUCAAAGACCAAAACCUUUCCUUUACGCAAAUAGCCAAACUCGUCGGUGACCGAUGGCAAAAAUUGGAUCCUGCUGGCAAAGAGCCUUUCGAGGCCCAGGCAAGCGCCGCCAAAGAGAAAUACAACGUCCAGCUGUCGGCAUAUCGCAAGACCGAGGAGUACAAGGACUAUAUGGCUUACCUAGCCGAGUUUAAAGCCAGGCAUGGGCAGUCGUCGGAGGCAAAGAGGCCCAAGCUGGAGCAGGAAUCCAGCGGAAGCAUCAUCUCUACAAAAUCUGUGGAAGCCAACCCAGAAGGCACAGCGCAGGCGUCUGGUCAUUUCCGCGGUGGCUCGAUCGGCUCUUCCGCAUCUUCACCAUUUAUUGGCGGCGGGACAUUGCAACCCAGUAGUUCCGGAGGGACGAUACAACGACCGCCAAUGCCCUCGUCGCGGAGCGGGACUCCUCCCUCAGUGCAGCAAGGUCGAGAGUACUUCCGUCCGGGCUUACUCUCAAGUCAGAGUUCGGUCUCUGAUGAAUCUUCUACAGUCCGGAGUGAAGUACCUGAUCCGCUGAUGCGGGCAGCUGGUCUCUCGUUGGGUACAGGGUCAGGUACGCCUCCUCUACCAGCACUGCCACCGAGUGCAUCGUCAGUGGAGUCUACAGGGUCUCCUGACCCCCUCGCAAGGUCAAGACUAUCGUAUUUCGUACAGCAGCAGCAGCAACAGCAACAACCACCGCCCCCGCCCCCGCCGAUCCCUCCUCCUCCGCCCGCUUUUGGAAGUGUCCCGCAUGGAUCAAGCUCCAUGCCUUAUCAGCCCACUCUACCCUCGCCCACGAUGCAGGAAACGUCGUGGAGAAGCCGUCCAGCGGAUUUUCGAGGUUACCAAGAAAUACCGAGGCCUUCCCACGCUCCCAUCCACCUCCCUAGUCCAGGUAGAGAACAAUUAAGCCCAACUCUGCUCCCCCCCAUCUUGGCCCACGAACGGCCUCCCGAAUUUCCUCAAGGGCCGGGCUCAAGAAGCAUACCGCCCCCUCCUCGAACAGGCUCGAUAGGCUCGAUAGGCUCGAUAGGCUCGAUAGGCUCGAUAGGUACUACCACUCUUCCGCAUCUCGGGCGUGCCAUGGACCAGCCUCGACCUGUGGCAACCAAUCCUCUACAAAUUCGCCAGCCAGGCCACGAAGACAACCGGCCGGGCCUCAAUCGGUCGGAGAGCGAUGCGGCUACCACGUUAGCUGGACUGGCGACGGGUGUCCCUCCCUCUGACACCACCACCACCAGGCCUCGCACCCAACCACCGCUUCCGCGCCCUCCACGGCGAUCUCCGUAG